Argiope bruennichi is the source of this 635-nucleotide messenger RNA. Its product is annotated as zinc finger protein 706-like. The coding region runs from base 173 to 397 and encodes 74 amino acids. The record is from RefSeq and is a predicted model, not a curated record. NCBI's taxonomy places the organism in Eukaryota, Metazoa, Arthropoda, Arachnida, Araneae, Araneidae. The transcript has 3 exons.
GAAAAAAAAGAAAAUGUUAUUUCCUUUUGCACUUAGGCCUUACUAUUCUUAAUCUGGCAGCGAAGGGUGCAACAUCAAAAUUUCAGUUCUGGUGAAAGCUGGGUGAUUGUUUGAGCUUCUGGCCAAAUAUCUGUAUUUUGAGUCUCUUUUAUAUAUUGAUCCUUAGAUCAGAAUGGCACGAGGACAACAAAAAAUUCAGUCCCAGCAGAAAAAUGCCAAACGACUGAAUGACAAGAAAAAGCAAGAAGGCCAUGAUCAGAAAGCUGCUGCUCAAAAAGCCCUUACCCAUGUCUGCACCGUUUGCAAGGCUCAGAUGCCAGAUCCCAAAACACAUAAGCAACACUUCGAAAAUAAACAUCCGAAAUUACCUUUACCUGAUGACCUGAAAGAUGUUUAAUUCAUAUUAUAAAGUUUUUAUACUAUAUGUCCAAGCUUGACAUUUUUUUCUUUCCAUUUGUAAUUUAUCAGUAUAUGCUGUGCUUCUCUUAUCCAAAAUCUGUCCUUCAAAAUUUUGUAUUGAAUAAAUGAAAUGUUACUAUUUUGUGUCAUUUCAUUGUUUUUGGUGAAAUGAGAUUUUGUAUUUAAAAGAAGCGGUACAUUUUGACUUAUGCUUUUAUUAAAGUGUUGUAAGUAAA